Messenger RNA from Scylla paramamosain (green mud crab), 516 nucleotides. RefSeq lists its product as uncharacterized. The coding region runs from base 1 to 516 and encodes 171 amino acids. The record is from RefSeq and is a predicted model, not a curated record. Lineage: Eukaryota; Metazoa; Arthropoda; Malacostraca; Decapoda; Portunidae. The transcript is spliced from 3 exons.
AUGGUAGACGAGACAGGGGAAAUGGAAAAAGAAGUGAACUUUCGGAUUCAGUGUGGCUGGAACAAUUGGCGGCAAGUUUCGGGUGUGAUAUGCGAUAGAAGGGUACCAGUAAGAGUGAAGGGCAAAGUCCACAAAGCAGUCGUUAGACCUGCUUUGAUGUAUGGGCUAGAAGCAGCACCUUUGAAGAAGAUUGAAGAGAGGAAGAUGGAUGUAGCGGAGAUGAAGAUGUUGAGAUGGAUGGUGGGAGUCAACAGAACAGACCGAAUUAGGAAUAAGUACAUAAGAGGAACGGUGAAAGUAGUUGAAGUCUCCAAGAAGAUCCAGGAUUCAAGAAACCCAGAGAUCAAGAUUGAGGACUGCAGGCUAGAUGCUGGACGUAGAGGCAUCGUGGCUGUCUGGAGGGACUGUAGUGAGGGCAAUGGCAGGGGAGAACAGAGGGCUUACAUGGCCCCUGUACAUCACUGGACACUGUAUGGAAGCAGCAUUAACAAGACUCAUGGCAGUGGGAAAGAGUAA